CCUUGCCUGACCACAUCUAAUCCCCUCUUUCUCUUUUUGAACUAAUUUGGAGCCUCGAAAUGAGCCCAAUACGACAAUAUUGAGCCAGUUAAGAAGGUCGCCGCCCAAAGUCUCGAGCUUGAUUAACACCAAUCGUAUGAUUCUAGCGACCUGAGAACCAGAACGUCGGCCAGCGUCCCUCUGACGAAGUCCACGUUUGUGUACCACUUACGCCGUGGCUUCCAAGCAGCUUCUCGCAAUCGCAGGGACGAUUGUUACCCGUCGUCCGCUCAGGAUGGCUCCUAAGCAAGCCACCUUGGGCAAGUUCUUUGGAAAAGGAAGCCAGCCCGCGCCGACGCAACAGACCAAGUUGUCCUUUGCCACCAAGCCCGCACCCACGAAAGACAAGAAGGAGGAAGAGGAGAAGGAUGAGGUUGUGAGCAGCCCGGGCACGAAUGAUGAACUGGCAUCUGAUCAAGAUACGAAGAAGCGACCUCGCGUGGUAUCCGCAACUGCCACAAAGAAAUCUUCACCAAAGAGCAAAAGCACUGCUAUUAAGAAUGAGGAACCGGACGACGAAGAGCCGCCUGUCAAAAAGGCGAGGCGAAGUCGAAAGGUCAUCGAAGAGGAUGAGGACGACGAGGUAAUAGACGACGUCAAAGCGGAAGCCACUGCGUCAGAUCAAGAUAGCAAACCUGUGAAGAGGCAUCUUUCGCCUUCGGUUAAGAAGGAAGUCAAAGAGAGCAAAUCCAAAACAGUCAAAGACGAGCCGACAAGGACACCCAAAGCUUCCAAACGUGGCAAAUCCGCUAUCAAGGAAGAGGACGGAGAUGAAUCGGUCAAAGAGGUUUCUGCCUCCGAGUCUGCUUCGGAAGUAGAAGAUGACAUUGACGAGGAGGACGAGAAACCCACUGCUGCUGCCAAGGUCCGCAAGACUGUCCAGAAGACUCUUCUACAGCCUACAACCAAGGAUCCAUACCCCGACUGGAAGCCAGGCGAGCCUGUUCCAUAUGCAGCACUCUGCACUACUUUCUCUUUGGUAGAGCUCACUACCAAGCGGCUCAUCAUAAUAGAGCACUGCUCGCGAUUCCUGCGACAAGUCUUGAAGCUGACUCCUGAAGACCUCCUUCCUACGGUUCUACUCAUGAUUAACAAACUAGCCGCAGACUACGCCGGUAUCGAACUGGGAAUUGGCGAGUCACUCAUCAUGAAGGCAAUUGGCGAGUCGACGGGUCGCAGCUUGGCAAUUAUCAAGCAGGACCAACGAGAGAUUGGUGAUUUAGGUCUUGUUGCUGUCAAGUCGCGGUCGACACAACCGACAAUGUUCAAGCCCAAGCCCCUGACUGUCCGAGGUGUCUUUGCUGGGCUCACAAACAUUGCGACAAUCACAGGCAAUGGAGCACAGGGCCGCAAGGUCGACGUGAUCAAGAAGCUCCUCUCUGCCGCCGAUGUCAACAAUGCCGGCAAAGUCGACAUCAGCAAAGACAAGGGUGGCCCAAGCGAGGCCAAAUUCAUUGUCAGAUUCCUUGAGGGUAAACUCAGGCUCGGCUUGGCCGAAAGGACCGUCCUGCCAUCGCUGGCACAAGCUGUUAUCGCGCAUGAAUCCUCCAAGAAGGGCACCGUUCCCAGCACAAGCGACGUUGAAAAGGCCGAGCAGAUGCUGAAGACAGUUUACAGCGAGCUUCCAAGUUACGAAGUCAUCAUCCCGGCACUGCUGGAGCAUGGCAUCAUGAACCUGAAGGACAACUGCAAAUUGCGGCCAGGAAUCCCACUCAAGCCCAUGUUGGCCAAACCGACAAAGGCAAUCACUGAGGUGCUCGACAGAUUCGAGAACCAGACAUUUACGUGCGAGUACAAAUACGACGGUGAGCGGGCGCAGAUCCAUUAUGUAGCCAAGGAGGCGAACGAGCAGCUCAGCACAGCGCUGCCUGGCGCCACCAAGGCUGUAGGGUCGGGCUUGGCCGCCAUUUUCUCGCGCAACUCAGAAGAUCUGUCGCAGAAAUACCCUGACAUCUUGGCAAAGCUGGACAGCUGGGUCAAACCGGAUACCAAGAGUUUUGUGCUCGACUGCGAAACAGUGGCCUGGGAUGUGCAGGAGAAGAAAGUGCUGCCAUUCCAGCAGCUCAUGACGCGCAAGAAGAAAGAUGUGAAGAUUGAGGAUGUCAAGGUCAAAGUGUGUGUUUUUGCAUUUGAUCUGUUAUACCUUAAUGGCGAAGCUGUUGUUGAGAAGCCGCUUCGCGAACGGCGGACUUUGCUCGAGUCCUCUUUCAAACCGAUCGAGGGCGAGUUCGCCUACGCCACACACAUGAAUGGCCAGGAGCUGGACGAGAUCCAGACCUUUUUGGACGAAAGUGUCAAAGCAUCAUGCGAGGGAUUGAUGGUCAAGAUGUUGGACGGCACUGAGAGUGGGUAUGAGCCCAGCAAGCGCAGUCGAAACUGGCUGAAGAUCAAAAAGGAUUACCUGUCAGGUAUUGGCGAUUCUCUUGACCUGGUGGUUCUUGGCGCAUAUUACGGCAAGGGCAAGCGUACGUCGGUGUAUGGAGCUUUCCUUCUCGCCUGCUACAACCCCAGCAGUGACAAGUACGAGACUGUCUGCAACAUCGGCACAGGUUUCUCCGAGGCGGUCCUCGAGGAACUGCAUACACAGCUCAAGGACACGGUCAUCGAUAGGCCCAAGCCCUUUUACUCUCACAGUUCGGGUGGUCAGCACCAGCCCGACGUCUGGUUCGAGCCUCGCUUCGUUUGGGAGGUCAAGACGGCUGACCUGACGCUCAGCCCGCGCUACAAGGCAGGCUGCGGCGAGGGUGUCGACCCGUCCGGGACCAAGGGCAUCAGCCUGCGGUUCCCGCGGUUCAUCAAGUUGCGUGACGAUAAGAAGCCCGAUGAAGCCACAACGAGCAGACAGGUUGCAGAAAUGUACAGGAAGCAGGAAAGUGUGACAAAGAACAAGGGUCCUUCAGUUGACGAUGACUUUGAGUACUGAUACCACUUUUUUUUCUUCUCCUUACUUGCUACUUUGUAAAGAAAAAGGUAACAUGGGGGCUUAUGUAACAGAUGCAAGGCGGGAGUCAGGUGUCUUGAUAACGAUGCUGUUUCAUUAUAGAUUCAUAAGGUCGUUAUUUCAUUUUUGUGCGUUUGUUUUUAUCUAGGUGGUUAUGUCGUGGUCAUAUCAUCAUAAAGGACGGAAUAGGUAAAUCGUAUACCUCGGAAGGUCUUUGCUCCAAAAAUCCCCAACAUUUCUGCAGGAGCUCUCACUGACUGCAAGUUUUCCGACUUUUUUUCUUUUUCUUGCAGUCCCUCUUUACUCAGUUUUGCUCAUCCUUCCUUUUCCUUGUCACGAGCCUCCCUGAUCCUGUCCUUGAUCCUGUCCUUGGCCAAGUCGAGCGUGUCCUUGGCGACCAGCACUCUGCUCCCUGGGUCGUUAACCAACGGCGGACCGGGUGGCUUCCCGUUGCCGGACCACUCAAAAGUGCGUGCCUUGCUGAGGGUGCGACGGCGCAUGGUGGCCAUGAUCUGGGCCUCCAUACGCUCGAUGCCCUUUUCGAGGUCUUCAUCCUCCUCGGCGUGCGCCUUUUCACGCUUGCGCUCCCAGAUGAGCCAUACGAGCAGGAUCAAGCCAGUCAGCGGCAGCGAGGUGGCGAAGAAGAUCCACAGCGUGCUGGCGACGACGGGCUCGCCCUGCUGCGGCAUAAAGUCGAAAAACGACAUGCCAAAGAUGGAGCUGAGCAGCGUGGCGGGCAAAAAUAUGGCACCGAGCAGCGACAACGUCUUCAUGCUGUUGCUGUCGCGCUUCGAGGCGUGGGCCAGGCGCCGCUGCUGGCCGGCCAUCUCGAGGUUGAGCUUACUCUCCUUUUGCGCAAUGACGUUGUACAGGGCAGCGCGUUGGAUCUUGAGCCGCGCCAGCGUCGUGUGCGCGUAGUGCUCGACGCCGUUGAGCUUGGCGCGGUAAAAGUCCAGCCGCGAGAGCAUGCUGCGGUGCUGGCGGUCGAGGUCUCCGUCGAGGAGCUGUUGCUGUUGCUGUUGCUGCUUUUGGGGUUUGUUGCCUUUACUACUGUGGCUGUCGCUUUGACUGUCGUGGUCUUGAGCAUUUUGUUCGCGUGGCUCCGAAGGCGGGGAUAGUAACAGCAUAUUGGUGUGGAACCUGUGCAUGGCGUCCUCCAUGGUCUUGAUGAUCUGCAGGUAUGCCUGCGGCCUCUUCCACAGGACCUGGGAGUGGCACUCGACGAGGUCCCUGUUCAGCUGGUCGAGGUCGAGGCCUAGCUUGGAGCGGGCGUACGUCUCAUCGGCCAUGACCUCCUCGCGCAUGCUGAUGGCCUCCUCGAGCCUGCGGAUCCAGUCCCUGGCGUCGCGCUGCUUCUGGUCCGUCGACGCGCUGAGGUCGUGACUGAUGAUGAUGACAGGCAGCAGCAUGGGGUGGCGGACCUGGGCGGCGCAGGCGCGCAGGUGCGUGACGCACUUUACCAGGUCCGACGACGGCGUGCCCUUGGCGUAGCCGUUGGUGAUGCCCGUGGCGAACGAGUGCGAAAGCAUGAGCUCCCAGCCGCGCGUCUUGCCCUUUUUGCGCACGUCUGACUUGCGGAAUAUCACCUGCAAGUGCGGGUCCUCGUCGUCCUGGUCCAUGGCCGACCAGAAAAAGGGGCCGACCACCGAGGUCCCCUCGAUGGCGCGGAAUGGGAGCCGCAUCACGCGCACCAUCUUCUCGUAGUUUUCGGCCGAGAAGGAGAUGUGCCGGGGUGUAAACGUGUCGGGAUCCUGUGCAUCUUUUUGGAGACUGUUUGUUUGGUGGAGAGAAAAGUCAAGUAGUUUUGUUGGUUUAUAUGUUCCUUCUUUUGAUAAGAGGCCAGCCAAGAUGGGAAAAGGGAGAGGUUUCUUGGCAUUCUAAUGACAAAGACAAAUCGGGCAAGUUUUGCCAUGGAACAAAGGAUAUGUUGUACAUGUACAGUAGUAGUUGUAUAUGAAGACACUUACACUAGCCGUAUUCCGCUCAGCAACUUCACGCCUGCUUUUAGUUUUGGUGGCUCAAAGACCCCCUGGCGAUUGAUGAAAUUUUCAAACUCAUCCAGAGUAGCGGCAUCGCGAUGUUCCUCGUUGGUGUUAUAAGUCGGAUCCUGAGUAGUUGAGGAUUUCUAAAUAACUCGUCGCCUCCGUCACAAUCUCACAGUCCUGAACAUGUUGGUGAAACAUAUAGUCAUCCAUCUUGACACCUAUGACCGGCGGUAAAUGGCUGCUAUACCAUCAGAGCGACAAAAAAAAAA
This is a messenger RNA of Pyricularia grisea, 5234 nucleotides long. RefSeq lists its product as uncharacterized. Gene Ontology annotation, cellular component: mitochondrion; nucleus. The record is from RefSeq and is a predicted model, not a curated record. The coding region runs from base 275 to 2962 and encodes 895 amino acids. The transcript is spliced from 5 exons. NCBI's taxonomy places the organism in Eukaryota, Fungi, Ascomycota, Sordariomycetes, Magnaporthales, Pyriculariaceae. Gene Ontology annotation, biological process: lagging strand elongation; DNA repair; Okazaki fragment processing involved in mitotic DNA replication. Gene Ontology annotation, molecular function: DNA ligase (ATP) activity; ATP binding; DNA binding.